Messenger RNA from Hibiscus syriacus, 2438 nucleotides. RefSeq lists its product as uncharacterized. The transcript has 3 exons. NCBI's taxonomy places the organism in Eukaryota, Viridiplantae, Streptophyta, Magnoliopsida, Malvales, Malvaceae. The record is from RefSeq and is a predicted model, not a curated record. Bases 141 to 2270 code for a protein of 709 amino acids.
UAUUUAUAUUUAAUCUUUCAGGUAAAAAAGUAAUUGAAACUGGGAAUUCUUCAAUGCCUCCUCUCAUGCUGAAUUAUCUGUUAAAUGGAUAUUGAAGAAAGAAACAGCAAGCAGUCAGUGGCAGGCAGAGAGGCACGGGCAUGACUAAAAUGGAUUGUAACAAAGACGAGGCCAUCAGAGCUAAAGAGCUUGCUGAGAAAAAACUUGCGGAGAUGGAUGCUGUUGGUGCCAAAAGAUUUGCUUUGAAGGCUCAAAACUUGUAUCCCGGGCUUGAUGGUCUUCCCCAAUUGCUUGCAACUCUUGAUGUGUACAUAUCUGCAGAUAAAAAGAUCAAUGGAGAAGUUGACUGGUAUAGGGUGCUUGCUGUUCAACCAUUUGCUGAUGGGGAUACAAUUCGAAAACAUUACAGGAAGCUGGCUCUUGUUCUUCAUCCCGACAAAAAUAAAUCUGUAGGUGCGGAUGGGGCUUUCAAAAUUUUAUCGCAAGCUUGGAAUUUGUUGUCUGAUAAAGCGAAGAGAAUCGCUUAUGACCAGAAACGGAACUUGAGGGGCAGUUAUACUAAUGUUCCGCAUGGGAAAUCAUCGUCAUCAGCAAUGACCAGUCCUAAUGGUUUCCAUAAGUUCUCCGAUGAGAACAUUUCAAACAUCAGUGGUUGGAACGGUGCUACUUAUUCCAAGCCUGCUCCUCGCACAGUGAGAAAUGACACCUUUUGGACAACUUGCAAUUCCUGUAAGAUGCAUUUCGAGUACUCUAGGGUUUACAUCAACGUAAAUCUUCCUUGUAUCAACUGCCGCACACACUUUUUUGCUGUUGAGACACCAGCCCCUGCUAUAAAUGCUAGUAAUAAGUAUACUCCAUUUUCCGACUUCAUACAGCAACAAAAGUUCCGCCAGGCUCAUAAUGCUGGAUACUCGAGAUUUUCUGGUAUAUCUACAAAAAUUUCUCAAAAAGGCGGAUUCCCUAGAUCGGGAAGUAACAUAAAUGUGUCUUCACCAGCUUCUUUCACCAAUGAAGCUACUGGUGUUACUCAUUCUGCCGGUGAAACAUUAAAGAGUGCACACAACAAAUCACAGACUGAUAUUACGAUUACGAGAGGCAAAAACUUGCAGAUGAAAUGUCAUCCUUCUCAGAAAACCGAUGCAGGUUUAGGUACCGGGUCCUCGGCUUCUGUUUCUAGUUUUGCGGCAAAGAAACAUAGACCUAAGAAGAGGCGCAUAGAUGAAACCGAGAUGGUAAAUCACUCGGCCAUGGGAAAUGAAAGGGUUAGCUUUUCUAGUUUUCAAAAGAGUGGUUUCGAUAGUACUGCCGGAAUGUAUAGAACUAAUAGCAUAAAGCAGCCUUCACAGCUGGGAAUUCGGAACAUUCUGAUGGAAUUGGCUAAGAAAGAAAUCAACAAGAAACUAAAUUCAUGGAAACCGGCUUCUCUAUCAGCUGCUUCAAAUAAACCAAAGGCUUUUGAUGAGGGGAUAAAUGAUAAGGAUGAAGGAAACGGAAAAGAUGCCCUAAGUAUGAACUCUGGUGCACACGAAUCCAUGAAGUUUGUUGGUAUCAAGUCUAGCAUUGAGCCUAAAAGGUCUUAUACUGAUGAUUCUCAUGUCAAUCCUGCUACAAAGGAACUUGAUCCAUUGUCCAUGAAUGUUCCCGCUCCUGAUUUUCACGACUUUGACCUGGAUCGUACUGAAAAAUCAUUUGGUGAUAACCAGUGGUCAAAAGGCCGGAAAGGAGCAAUUCGAAUAUAUCCAAGGAAGCGAGAUGUUUGGGCUCUCUAUAGCAACUGGUCCACUGAUUGGAUUGAGCUUACACCUGAUGAAGUGAUACACAGCUAUGACAUGGUUCAAGUGCUCGAAGAUUACAAUGAGCAAAACGGUGUUGCUGUUGCUCCGCUUGUUAAAUUCCCUGGGUUCAAGACAGUGUUUCGACAGCAUUACGAACAGAGUAAAACGUGGAUGAUUCCAAGAGAAGAGUUGUUUCGCUUUUCUCACCAGGUCCCUUCUUGUUUGCUCACAGGUCAAGAAGGUCUAAAUGCUCCUAAGGAUUGCUUGGAACUUGAUCCCGCAGCUAUACCAUUGGAUCUUCUACAGGUAUUAACUGAAGCUCAGGUGAAAGAGAUGGAGGUGAUCACCGAAACAGUUCAGGAAACGAAACCAAAUAUUCAGGUAGAAUAUGCCGGACAACCUGUUAUCAAAGAAGAGGUUAAGAAAGAAAAUGAAAAAAAGAAACCCCGAAUGCUUGUUUACGGUAGACGACAACAAAGAAAACGAGAAGCCUAGAAAAGAAUUUUGAUGAAUAGAAGGAUCUACAAAUUUUGUUCUCCGAUAGGAAAGAAUCCUUACAGUUAGAUAGAUGACAACGAAGAACAAACCGUCUAAUUCGGAUUGGUGUUGCGGUUUCCUAGAGUGAAAGAUCAAGAAUUCACAAUGUUCAUAGUUGUUUCUAUG